Molecule: messenger RNA, 1635 nt
Organism: Debaryomyces hansenii CBS767
Lineage: Eukaryota; Fungi; Ascomycota; Pichiomycetes; Serinales; Debaryomycetaceae
Exons: 1
Coding region: 1-1635 (544 amino acids)
Source: RefSeq, a predicted model, not a curated record
AUGGCGGAUUACAGCAGCGUGAAAUACAGAUCGGGGAGAAUACAGACUAUUAAUGCUGAACAAGAAAUUGUUUUGAAGCAGGUUUGGGCACACUAUUUAAAAUAUUUUGGUUAUGAAGUGAAUAUUUCAAGUGAAGAUAUUAAGUUUAAGGAGAGCUUUAUUCCUUCGACGACUACAAUUGAAUAUGGAGAAAGUACAGGAGAAUUGGGGUUUUCUAAUGGAUUAGUUAAAACGAAUACGAGAGGGUCUCUCAACUCCAACGCUUCUCUCAAGAGUAGUACGAAAAAGAAGGGCUUUUUUCAGAAAGGACAUGCUGAACCUCCCAAGAUACCGGCAGGUUCAAAGAGAAUGCGUGAUAUAGAAGCCCAAUGCACCACCGAAAGAUACAUACCCGUUAUUGAUGCUUCGGAGGAAUUCAAGUAUAUGUAUUAUGACUAUUACAAGCAGGGGUACGAAUCGGAAGACGAAUCAGGAGACGACGUGUCGGAUAUGAAUUCAAUGGACACAUUUAUUACUGCAUCCACAUCGAUCACUGAUCCGGGAUCGUACGAAUUGGUACAAGGCCUUGGAAAACAGAAUGUUAGUGCGCAAUCAUUGGGACUGGCUCCAAGGUCGUUUCAGCUUAAACCCAACACCAAAAUCAUUCCUUGCCUCUCAAGGUACAAACCAGAGGAAUUACAUGCUUCUUUAUUUAAAGCUUUGAGAAACGAUCUCUUUGAUAACUAUUUGUUAAGGUUUGUGAGAGCUAGAAAGUUUAAAUAUGAUGAAGCAAUUGCUAUGUUAUCCAAGUCAUUGGACUGGAGGCACAAUACGUUGGAAGCUGAUGAUUUUCUCCUUGAAGGUGAUGCCCCAUCGUAUAUGAAUGGUACCAAUAAAGGAUUCAUCAAAAAUUUUACUGUGGGGAAAUGCUACACAAGAGGUGUAGAUAAACAGAAGAAUCCUAUAGUCUUAUUCAAAGCUAGAUUGAAUUAUCCAUCAGACUCUCCGUUAGAAGGAACUAAGAGGUAUGCGCUAGUCAUUAUCGAAUGGAGUAGAUUAAAUUUGAAAGAUAUUAGUGACUCAAGAGAUCAAUGUUCGGUCAUUUUCGAUUUGACAGGAUUUUCUUUGAAGAAUAAUGAUUUACCAGCUAUUAAGUUUUUGGCAGAAAUUUUUGAAGCCCAUUUCCCUGAAAUUUUGGGUUCGAUCUUGAUUCAUAACGCUCCUUGGAUCUUUUCGACCAUUUGGAAUCUCAUUAAGAACUGGCUUGACCCAGUAGUUGCAUCUAAGAUUCAUUUUACUAAAAGCACCAAAGAUUUGAACCAAUUCAUUGAUAGUGAUAACCUCCCAGAAUCGAUGGGCGGUAAAGACCCAUAUGCUGGUGAAUAUCCAGAACCAAAAGCUGAAGAUUGCCAUCCUCCAAAACCUAAAGAUGCCGUCUAUCGUCAACUUAAGAAAGAAAGGGAUGAAAACCUCGUUAAAUUCUUAGAGACAACCAAGAGAUGGAUAGAAUCCACAGAUUCGGAUGUUAGUGCUAGAUAUUUGCAAGAUAAAAUAGACCUUGGUACAAAGAUUGCUCAGUUAUACGUUGAUUUGGAUCCAUAUGUGAGGAUUCCUGGAAUUUACGAUAGAAACGGAUCAAUUGACUUAAGCAUUUAA